CUCGGCGCCAGCUUAACGCGCGCGCAGCGCUGCCAAUAAGCUCCGUGUUGAAGGAGGGACUGUGUGGAGCGCCGCGUUGGUGGAUGCUUACAGCCAGACCGGAGCUCCGGGGACUGGAAGGAAAACCACUUUUCGGGAUUUUCAGACACUCGCGGGCUAAUUUUGUCGGACGACAGCGCACGAGAGGCAGACGGCGCGGCGCGAACAUGAAGGAUCCUGUGUACUGGGCGCUGCUGGUCGGGAUGAGCAUCCUGCUGAUGGAGCAAGGGUUGCCGGUGCGCAGCCAGGGGGACUCCCAGUCCGACAACAGAGUCAUGGACAACAUCACGGUCCGGCAGGGAGAGACCGUCUUCCUCAGGUGCGCUCAGGGAGACGUGGUCACACACACGGCGUGGCUCAACCGCUCCAGCAUCCUGUACGCCGGGGAGGACAAGUGGUCGGUGGACCCCCGGGUGAGCCUGGUGACCCUGAACCAGGACGAGUUCACCAUCAAGAUCGAGAGCGUGGACAUGGCGGACGAGGGCCAGUACGUGUGCGCCGUGCAGACCAGCAGCCGGCCCAGGACCACCUCCGUGCACAUCCUGGUCCAAGUUCCGCCGAAGAUCAUCAACCUGUCGAAGGACCUGGUGGUGAACGAAGGCUCCAACGUGACCCUGAUGUGUUCGGCCAGCGGCAAGCCGGAGCCCAGCAUCAGCUGGAGGCUGAUCUCGGCCUCAGGAGACGUGGCGUCUGACGAUGAGUACCUGGAGAUCCCGUCCAUCUCCAGACAGAGAGCGGGAACGUACGAGUGUUCGGCCGUCAACGACAUUGACACCGAUGUGCGGACCGUGGACAUCACCGUCAACUACGCCCCCUCGGUGUCGGAGGGUCGGGACGUCGGGGUGACUCUGGGCCAGAGAGGCGUGCUGGAGUGCGAGGCGGACGCCGUGCCGGAGGCCGACUUCGAGUGGUACAAGGACGACAGAAGGGUCUUCGGGGACUUCGAUGGGCUGGAGAUCGUGACCUCCGGGUCGCUGUCCAGGCUGACCUUCUUCAACGUGUCAGACGGGGAUUAUGGGAACUACACCUGCGUCGCCAUCAACAAGCUGGGCAGCUCCAACACCAGCUUCCUCCUGUAUGUGGUAAUUGAACCUACUAGCUCCACACUAUUGCAAGGACCGAGAGCAGUCCAGGACGGCAGCGGCGGCGGCGCCGUGGGAGUCCACGCCCACUCCUGCCUCCUCCUCCUCGUCUUUCUGCCCUUCCUGCUCCGCUUUUGAAGAGGACUGGACCUGAACCCGAGUCUUUUCCCUCUUUUUCUUUUCUUUCCUUUUCUUUUCGUUUUCCCCGGUGGAACCGUAGACUGAUGCACCCCGAGUGCAUGAGGCGUUCUGCGACCACUAAACCAGAACAUCAUUAAUCUCUUUUACUUCUUUUAGACUUUCAGGAUGUAACGAUUGUUUCACCUUCUAAUUGAAUUUUUCCUGAGUGAUUUUCUGUCUAAAUUAUAGCGUCUGGAUUUUCUCUUUUUACGUCUCGGAAAGAAAAACAAAAAAACAAAAACAGAUUUCUUAAAGGUCCCGUCGUGUUCCAGUGGGUUUCUCAUGGUUUUUAACGUCUCCUCCAGGACAGAGCGCAGUGUGAGAGGGUGAAGCAGAGGAUUGUGGGUCGAAUAGAAGCCUCUUGCAGUGGUGGGAAGCAGGAAGUGUUUAUUCUCAGCGUUCUAGUGAUUUGCCUGCUGAUGUGUUCUGCUAAUAUUUUUUAAUUUAAUUCCAUUUUUUUUUUGCAGUUAUGUUUAGUUUUAAAUACUUUUUCAGAAGGGAAGCUGUAAUUAUUUAGAACAUUGAUCUUAGGUUUUGUUUUUUGGGACCAUUACCAGCUGUUCUCAGAACUCGUGUCCAGAAUAAUCAUGUUAGAGUUCCGUCGUUCCGACCGGAGGCGGAGUUUCCUCCGCCGUGUGGAACCCGAUCAGCUGAUCGUGUUGCUUUGAAACGUUCCGACCAGCAUCGCAGACGAGAGUCCAGCCGGCGAGUCGCCCGAAGAGGACAUUAAAAGAAACACUUUUUGCAUGUAUUUAGACACAAAUAACCCAAAGACUCCAGCAGUGGACAGAAAUCCAGCGGCUGCGAGGCGAAGAGGAGCGAUGGAGGACGGACGCCGUCCUGAUAACCCACACACACACACACACACUCACACACUGAUCAGCUGCCUGGACGGGAGACCUUCACUGUCGGGGUUUAAACAUCUUUGUGUUUGUUCUGCAGUCAUUUUUUGGGGAUUGUUUGUAAAAUGGUUUUCUUGAUCCACAAUCAUCAGAGCGUCUGGCAGACAGACGCGCCGUCCCUCUUCGUCCAGCGGGGGUCAUUUUUGUUAAAAUGGUCUAAAUGUUCACAAAAUCAGUUCAAAAGCAACAUGAGGUUCAUUAAAGUCGUUUAAAAAGUCCGUCCUAGUUCUAUUUAUUCUUCUGUGUUGUCGUCAGACUUGAGGCUGAGAGCUCCUGGACGUGGAGGCAGAUGGACUGGUGAGGCUGAAGCAUUCUGGGAAACAGACCGUAGAGUCUGGACGUCCAGCAGUCGAUCAAACCGUCCAACCGUCCAGCCGGUCGUCCCGGUGGACGGCUGAGGACGGCCCGGCUGUCUGCCAGCCUCAUGUUGCUUCUGAAGGACGUUUGUACAGUUUUUAA
Salarias fasciatus (jewelled blenny) is the source of this 2662-nucleotide messenger RNA. It is a transcript of the gene ntm, whose product is annotated as neurotrimin. Bases 84 to 1259 code for a protein of 391 amino acids. The record is from RefSeq and is a predicted model, not a curated record. The transcript has 9 exons. NCBI's taxonomy places the organism in Eukaryota, Metazoa, Chordata, Actinopteri, Blenniiformes, Blenniidae.